AUGCCUCUUGAUCGUGGUCCCUCACCUUUUGCCCUCUGCCAUAGACGUUUCGAAGCCAUGUCACCCCUGGAUAGCGAAGUUCACCCAGUCUUCCAUGCUGGUAGAGUAGCAGUUAUCACUGGCGCUGCGAGCGGUAUUGGUAAAGCUGCUGCUGUCGAAUUGGCAAAGCUCGGUCUGAAAAUUGCAAUGGCGGAUAUCAAGGAAGAUGUCUUGGCCUUUGCUGCCAAGGACAUUAUUUCCAUUGUUGGAGAGGCUAACGUACUUGUCAUUCCGACGGAUGUGUCGAACAUCGACGACGUCGUGCGUUUACGCGACAAGGUCUAUGAGGCAUGGGGUGAGGUCGCGGUUCUCCUCAACAACGCCGCAGUAGGUCCCGACAGCAAAUCUUGGAAGAUGCUAGACAACUGGAAGAAGACGUUCGACGUUAAUCUUUUCGGUGUGGUCAAUGUGCAGCAGACCUUCGUGCCAUCCAUGUUGCACCAGGAGAACCAAGCUGUGAUCAUCAACACUGGAUCCAAGCAAGGGAUCACCAAUCCACCUGGCAACCCAGCAUACAACGCUGCAAAGGCCGCAGUGAAAAGCCUGACGGAAGCGCUCGCACACGAGCUUCGCGAAAGCCCGGCGUGCAACCUUACCGCACAUCUCUUCAUCCCUGGAUGGACCUUCACAGGUUUGACCGCUCGCAACGGUGGCGAUAAACCUGCGGGCGCCUGGACGGCUGAGGAAACAGUUCUCUUCAUGCUCGACCAUGUUCGUGCUGGCGAUUUUUACAUCCUCUGCCCUGACAACGAGUCCCAUCACCAACUUGAUCAAUUACGCGUCAUGUGGGCCGCAGCGGAUGUUGUCGAGGGCAGGCCUGCGCUGAGUCGUUGGCACAAGGACUGGAAGCCCCUUUUCGAAGAGUACGUGCGUGAUGGGUUGGCUAACAUGGAGUGA
Messenger RNA from Suillus bovinus, 936 nucleotides. RefSeq lists its product as uncharacterized. The record is from RefSeq and is a predicted model, not a curated record. Gene Ontology annotation, molecular function: oxidoreductase activity, acting on NAD(P)H, oxygen as acceptor. Gene Ontology annotation, cellular component: intracellular anatomical structure. The coding region runs from base 1 to 936 and encodes 311 amino acids. The transcript is spliced from 7 exons. NCBI's taxonomy places the organism in Eukaryota, Fungi, Basidiomycota, Agaricomycetes, Boletales, Suillaceae.